This is a messenger RNA of Malaya genurostris, 4999 nucleotides long. Its product is annotated as somatostatin receptor type 2-like. The transcript is spliced from 5 exons. The record is from RefSeq and is a predicted model, not a curated record. Gene Ontology annotation, cellular component: membrane; neuron projection. The coding region runs from base 3348 to 4820 and encodes 490 amino acids. Gene Ontology annotation, biological process: G protein-coupled receptor signaling pathway. Lineage: Eukaryota; Metazoa; Arthropoda; Insecta; Diptera; Culicidae. Gene Ontology annotation, molecular function: peptide binding; somatostatin receptor activity.
CCAUCGAAAUUGAGCAAAUUUCAAAUGGCAACACAAAAAUACAAAAUUAAAUUUCAAUGGAAGAAUUAUUCCUUCAAUCCUUUGUUGCCUUUUACAAAAAUGCUUUGCCAUCCUGCCGAGAUCCUGCAGUUGACCGCAACCAUGACCGCGAAGAAACGAUUUUUGCAACAUUUUUUCAACUUUUACGCAAAUAAUGCUCCUUCUUUUUAACCACGAGAAUAUUGGUGUCAAACCUCACGUCUGGGAGGCAUUAGAUAAAUUGGCGAUCAUCGGUACCACGUUUGUCUGAAGCAGGUCAAUCUGAAUAGUGGCUUUGGCAUUCCCAUCUCGCUGAUCGUCUGCCGUAAAAGGAGCUUAUUUCAGAAAAUGAGAAAUAUAUUUGACGUCAUCGAUUUUCUUCUAGAUACGUUAAGUAUCAGAUCCUGUAACAAUUUUUGCGUUCAGUUUAAAAAAAAUGUUUCGAUAUUUGUAAUCACACGACGUCGCGAAGUUCAUUCCAAAGUUUUUAGACCAUUAUUUUCAGUCCAUCCAGAAAACGGGGACCUGGAUGGCGAAUAUAAUCUACUCGCCAAACCCGUUCUGAAAAUAUCCGUAACUUUAUAUCCAACAUUAUGCGAAAAAUUCUCUCAGAUUUCAGAACCUAGAGCUAAUUCUUAAUAAUACUUAAGUGGCUUAGAGGAGCCACUAAGAAAAUAUAUGUUUAAUUUGUAUAUUCUUAAGUAGUCCACAAACUGUGUCGAAGAGCCUCUUCAAAACAAUUCUUAUUCCGAGUUAUAGAUGCUUAGAACUUCAUAUACUCACUAACGCUAGAUACUAUGAGAAGUAUUUUAUCAAUCAUCUAAUAAAUCUUGGAACUUUAAUACACUUUUCUAAAGAAACCGUCUGACUAAAUGAUCGUAAAUUAUAAGUCAACACAAGAACUAGAAAUUUAUUGAAGAGAUUCUGGUUCUAUCUGUGGUCAGAAGCGUGAUAUUCGUUAAUUGUCCCAAUUAGUCGAAAAAACAAAUGAUCUGGGAUACCUAAUUGCCGGAUUCCUAAUUCACGUUCCGUGUGUUGUAGAUGACUUCACUGUAAAACUUUCGGUCUUCAGAGCCUCUAAAUUCGUAUUUCAAAGUGAUUACAUGUGCGAGUUGUGUGCGAUCAAGUAGAUAACUCAAUUUAAUGUUAUAAUGUUUUAAUGCUACAGCUUUGGAUAUGAGAAGGACAAAGAUAACGUUUGUAUACUGUGCUCAAAUGCUAUUCACGGUGGAUGCGGGAUGGAAGCGACGCAACGAGUGUGCAUUGACAGAAACUACCUGCACACAACUUUGUGAAACAACACUGCUUGUCAUAUAACCGAACAUUUUCCGUUUCCUUAUAGCUAGCACCUACAGUCCCUAGCAAUCGCAAAAAGUUCGCAAUCCAAAUCACCUAAGUUCGAAACCGGAUUCUCUCCGCGGUAGUGUGAAGAUUGCAUGAAGUCUUUUUUUCUUACUUGCGACUAAUAUGGAGAUUGCAUAAAAUCUUUUUUCUUGCUUGCGAGUAAUAUCGCCUAAAUGUAUACUAUCCCGGACCUUUUAUGGCUGUUCUAUUUUUAGCUUAUGCUCGUGACGUGUCAUUUCGGAAAAUCUACAUCAUAUUAAAUUUUCAAUGUGCUUUCACUGAGAGCAAAACCAGUUUUCAGUUUAAUGUCACACAGCAUUUUUUUUGCUUUCGAUUUUGAUCUUUUAACCGUUAAAACGACCAAAACGAUAGCAAAUUAAGUAAUCGAUAUAUACGAACAGCACAACAUCAAAUUUAGUUUUCUUUUUGAUCUCACUCUCUACUCGGGCUACAGUACAAUAAUGCUACCAAGCGAGUCAAUGAAAUAGCAAGCGGAAACUGCACGUUUUCAGAGUGCCCGUCUUCGUGCUAGUCGAUCGCAUCACAUCGCAUUCGCCAUUACUGGUGUACUUUUUUAUGAGGUGGAAAAUGAUGGAAAAUUUAUGAGUUUUAAAUGAAAAUAUUUAUUGAAGCCAGCGUUGCUGUACUAACCAUAUACUGAAGUUCCAGAAAAAUGAAAGAAAAUGUUUAUCCUUAUCGAAAAAGGUUUGAGAUGAUGAAAGGACGCACAACAACAAAAAGUACUCAACUCCGAAGUCAGUGACCAGUUCAAAUGAACUGUGUAGGUAAAUCAAAUGAAUUGUAGGUGGAUCUAUCAGAAGCAGUUAGUAUUUUUUCGAUGGAGAGUGACAGAGUGAGAUAGAUAGAACCACGAACAUGAGAGAAUCGACAAACUAAGAAAAAUUAAAAAAAAAUGUCACAGGAAGGUUAAUUAAGUGUGCAAUUAUGAGAGACGAGCGAAGUGGAAGUGGUGAAAUUAAUUACUGUUUUGUUGCCACCCUCGUAACUGGCGUUAUAAAGUCGUAUCUUUGUGGUUUCAUACGUAAGCUAUACGAAUAAAUAAAUGCUCGAGGCAAAUGCAGUUGGAAAAACAAAUAUAAGAAAAUUGAAAAAUAAUACCUAUUACGAUUCCGUCGUUUAGCAGACGUCGCAAAAGUUAUUUGCUUAGCAGUGGCGUUUGGAUCAGUGGGCACUGGAGUAAUGCACCAUGGAUGGGGUGAUUAACUAUCCGGCUUCCGGUUCUGGAAUAACAGAGACGCUGGAAAGACACGAAAUUAAGUAAAUCAGUUCCAAACUGAUCAAAAUGGUUGACCCAGAAAUGAACAAAUUAUGUUAGCACUUCCCUCGGUCCGGCCAAGCCUCGACAGCGUUGGACUCUCGUCUCAUGCCCGUCGGGACACACCCGUGUGAGCUGUGUUUGUCUUAUCAAGCUCGGAGCUAAGCAAACAAAUUGCUGAAAGAACAUAGCUCGAACCAGGUGUCAUCCACAACCGAAUCCAUUUACCGUUGAGCAAAACGAAUGUUCGAGUAGCGAAAAGGACACACUCUAUAAAACUCAACAACCGACCCUGACAACCGUAUGGCCAUCCGGAAAAAGAUCCUUCAUCAUAGUCGUUGACUGUUGUUCCCCUCUGACCGUUCGUAGUACAUUGCUGUUUCCGGCUGUAGUCGGGAAAAAGUUCGGAUUGUUAGUGCCUGGGAUAUGUGCAGCAUAGUCUUCACCACCAACAUCAUUGUUGCCGCCAGACAACCUGGGCCCGUCAGCAGCACACGAUUCAAUUGAGUUUUCCUCCGGUGCUAUCAUGUGUCACGUAGCCCCUUAAUGUUUUAGUGCAGCGAGAAAAAAAUUCCUGUAUUUGUGUUGACACGGAACUUGGUGCGGCAUAGGACAAGUGUAUUAUAAAUGGAAGACUUAUUGAAAUUUCGAAAACGCUGCAGCGUUUGAUAAUCGAGUCACAAGAUCGAAAACAGAAUCCAACGGUACGAUGGAUAGUAAUCUGACAUACUUCCUGACCGGAGGAGGCUUAUUUGGUGACAACACCUCACUGGAUGAGUUCGUACUGAGUGGUUUAGAUGGAAGCGGAUUUGAAGGAUCGAACGACAGUUUUUUGCACAGUAACUUCACCUGUCCCCCGACGAGUAUGCCAAUUACGUACACUCUUUUCAUGAUUCUGUACGCUGUCGUGUGUCUGAUCGGUGUCAUGGGCAAUACGUUGGUAAUCUAUGUGGUGCUGAGGUUCUCCAACAUGCAAACGGUAACCAACAUGUACAUUUUGAAUCUGGCCAUUGCGGACGAGUGCUUCCUGAUUGGAAUCCCAUUCCUAAUCGCAACGAUGCACAUGCGGCGCUGGGUUUUCAGUGGAGCCAUGUGCAAGGCUUACAUGGUCAGCACAUCGAUUACACAGUUUACUUCGUCAAUAUUUCUGUUCAUCAUGUCCGCCGACCGGUACAUUGCCAUUUGUCAUCAUAUCUCCUCACCGAAAUACCGAACGCCGCUCGUAUCACGUGUGGUCUCUGCGCUGGCUUGGCUAGCCUCAGCCAUAAUCAUGCUACCAAUAAUGAUAUAUGGUAACAGUAUUGAGGUAGUGCCCAACACAUACUCCUGCCAAAUUGUGUGGCCAGAAUCGCACGAACACCUGCCUGGCACUACCUUUACCCUUUACUCGUUGAUACUGGGAUUUGUCAUCCCUCUCUGCUUCAUUAUGACCUUUUACUGUCUGGUGAUAAGGAAGCUUCGCAACGUUGGACCCAAAACCACAAACAAAUCACGCGGAAAACGACGCUCGCAUAGAAAAGUCACUAAAUUAGUUCUCACUGUCAUCACAGUGUACAUUCUAUGUUGGUUGCCGUACUGGAUUUCCCAGGUGGCGCUCAUAAGCUCACCAGCCGAAUCAUGCCAAACGCGUUUAGAUAUCAUCCUAUUCCUAUUAGUAGGCUGUCUUGGUUAUAUCAACUCAGCUAUCAACCCAAUUCUCUACGCGUACCUUAGUGAAAAUUUCAAGAAAAGUUUCAUGAAAGCUUGCACCUGUGCCGCCCGGGCCGAAGUGAAUGCCCAGUUGAAACUUGAAAAUAGUGUCAUGCCCAAGCGGUCCCGCACUCGCACCAAUUCGGACACCACCCAGCUGACGACAUCCAAGGUGCAGCACCGACUGUUGAUCGAUCCAACCACAACGGGUACGACAACCACAACAGCAGCUUCAACUGUGUCCUCACGGAAUCCCAGCCCACCGGUUCAGAGGAGUUUGAUGAAUAAUAGUAAUAAUAAUAAUAAUAACAACAAUAAUAGCUACGGUAACCACAGUGCUAUCGCCGGUAGCAGUGGGAACAAUGCAAAGAACUGCAACAACGAGCAACGACCGGGAACGGCCACCACCCACAUUUAUAGUAGCGUGAAUAAUACCAGCUCGACGGCAUCAAAUGUCAACAGUAGUGUAGGCGAAUUAGUGCAAUUGUCUUAAAUCGAAUCUUAUACAGUUGUUCCAAACAAUUGGCUAGGAGAAUAUAUUUGUAUAAUAUGUCAAAAAUGUGGCAAAAAAGUGAGAAACAAAACGAUGUAAUUAAGAUAAAAUUGAAUGUAAUAAAACUAUUCACUAUUUCGGGGCCUGGCCACGCGUUUAUGUGUGGGAUGUGAAUUUUA